Nakaseomyces glabratus is the source of this 174-nucleotide messenger RNA. RefSeq names its product snoRNP complex protein NOP10 (gene NOP10). Gene Ontology annotation, cellular component: box H/ACA snoRNP complex. NCBI's taxonomy places the organism in Eukaryota, Fungi, Ascomycota, Saccharomycetes, Saccharomycetales, Saccharomycetaceae. Gene Ontology annotation, molecular function: snoRNA binding; telomerase RNA binding. The record is from RefSeq and is a predicted model, not a curated record. Gene Ontology annotation, biological process: rRNA pseudouridine synthesis; positive regulation of telomerase RNA localization to Cajal body; snRNA pseudouridine synthesis.
AUGCAUUUGAUGUACACUUUGGACAACGAGGGUAAGAGAGUUUACACCCUGAAGAAGAUGACCGAGGAAGGUGAGAUUACCAAGUCUGCUCAUCCAGCUAGAUUUUCCCCAGAUGACAAGUACUCUAGACAAAGAGUUACUCUGAAGAAGAGAUAUAACUUGCUUCCACAAUAA